AAUAUAUCGCUCCGAAUUAACUCGGCGCACAGAGCGUCCCAGUGGAAGCGCUAUGAUUCAUACAGCUCUUGUUUGCUGGCAUUUUUUCUGUGAGCUUUUUUUUCGCCGCCAAUACUACUUUGUUAUAUCGAUCGAAUACGGUCUUAUGUUAAAACGGGAAAAUCAUUAUAUGCAAACCAUGCGCGACCCAUGUUAAGACGACGUACGUUUAUAAAUAGAACACUUAAUCUUAAGAAGUGUUUGCGCUAGUGUAUCCUGCAUAGAUAAAUGUAUUGAUUGCUACACAUUUGUUUAAGUUAUUCACGAUUUUGAGGACUUUUUGUCAGCUGUUUUUAUCAGUUAAAAGAAUAGACACAGAGUGACAAUGGAGGCAGUCAAAAUGGCUUUAUCAGUUUUCAGCAGAAAGCAGAAGAUUUAUCUGCUUCCGUUUGUGGUUUCUGCGGUAUUCUUUGUACUCCAACCAUACCAACCUGGGUCUACGUUUCUCGGGACUAUCUUUAAGAUUCUACCAAUCCUCUCAUUGAUCGGAUACGUCAUAGCAACAAGAGCAAAAUUUCCCGCCAAAACAAAAGCACUAAAUUUAGAAACAGUGAUACCGGAAGAUCCAUAUAGCUUCUGUAUUUUGCUUGGACUUGCUCUCUCUGUUGUUGGCGACAUUUUUGUUGCCUUGCCAUACACAAUGUUCGUCGGCGGAUUUUUAUUCAUGUUUGUUUUUGCAUGUUACAUAAUUGCCAUAGAAAUUGAUGGGCGUCAUAAGUGUGGAAACAGUAGCAGCACAUGGCUCUUUGGUCUUAUGUACAUCAAUAUAUACUUGAGCGUCCAAGGAAGCUCUGAGUCGUAUAUCUUCAAAGGCUUCUUACUGCUGUACUUCAUCCCACUAUUUGUUGCAGGAUGGAAGGCUGCUUCGGCCCUGGAGGAAAAUCCUGGAGACAAAGCAAUUCUUAUGAGCUGCAUUGGAUCUUCGCUGUUUAUUGUCUCAGACUGUUUAGUUAUCCUUGAACACAAUGAUUACCCGGUUCCAUUUGCUGAAUUUAUCUACAUGUUGACAUAUUACGGUGCCCAGUUUGGAUGGGCAACCAGUACAUCAAACUAUAAUUAAAACAAUGCAGCUACAAUUUGCUUUUGUACUGAUGUUAUAAAAAUGGUGUUUUCAUCUUGCUGUGUAUUAAACAUUCAUACGCCAUCUGUUGGAAUCUGGAGUAGAAUUCUCGAGUAAUAGUUAAUAUCUUGUUUAUCAACUUUUGAAUUUUUAUCAUAUACAUAGCUGUACAUGUAUACACGUAUAUAUUUAUUUGUGCUGACCUGCUAU
Messenger RNA from Ruditapes philippinarum (Manila clam), 1309 nucleotides. RefSeq names its product lysoplasmalogenase TMEM86A-like. Lineage: Eukaryota; Metazoa; Mollusca; Bivalvia; Venerida; Veneridae. Bases 365 to 1099 code for a protein of 244 amino acids. The record is from RefSeq and is a predicted model, not a curated record. The transcript is spliced from 2 exons. Gene Ontology annotation, cellular component: membrane.